GCAGGCCUUUUCCCGAGCCUGACGUCAGGCGAGAGUUCAACGCCAAAGGCCGCCGCGGUCGCCACGACUUGACGAGCAACGCUCUGCGGCUGCCUUAGCGGCGACGUCGUGUGCCAUCAUGGCGUCCGCUCUCCGCCGGACACCUCUGACCAGCGCGGGCGGGCUAUGACAGCGGGCAUACGGCCCGUCCGGCACAAGCUGCCACUCCUCCACCGACUGGCAUGGAUUCUGAUCCUACUCGAGACAACAAAUGCGGCUUCUAAACGACAGCAGCCACCAAGGAUAACAAGGAACCGCUGACCAAGACGACCAGUGACGAUGUGACCACCACCACACAAAGCCCCGCUGAACAUUCAAGCGUUCAAGUGACCAGUAUAGUCAGCGACGAACUGGCCACCACGAAGAGCACUACUGGACGCCCAAGCGUCCCUGUGAUCCAGGCGGCUAGUGGCAGUAUGACUACCACCACUGAAAGUACACUCGUUCAGGUUACCACUACGAAGAGCACCACAGAAAGCCCAGACGUUCGGGUAACCACCAUAAAGAGCUCCACUGAACGCCCAGUCACUCAGGUGACCACCAUGAAGACAACCACUGAGCGCCCGGUCGUUCAGGUGACCACCAUAAAGAGCACCACUGCAAGACCAGACGUUCAGGGAACCACCAUGAAGAGCAACUUAGAGCCUCUGAGCGUCCAAGUGACAACCGUAAGGUCCACUACUGGGCAACCAAGAGUCCAGGUGACGAAGGCAGUCAGCGGUGAGGUGGCUACCCUGCAGAGCACCACAGAAAUCCCGAGUGCACAGCUGAAUGCUAUGAAGAGCACCACUGAAUCCCCAAGCGUCCAGGUGACCAAAGCGGUCAACGCUCAGUCGUCCAUCAUGAUAAGCACCACUGAACGUCCAAGCGAGCACGUGACAGAGGUGGUCGGUGGUGAAGCGACUUCCAUGGAAAACACCACUGAACGCCCAAGUGUCCACGUGACAGAGGCGGUCAGCGGCCAGGUAACCGCCGUGAAAAACACCACUGGACACCCAGGCGUCCUGGUGACCGAAGUAGUCGGCAGUCAUGUUACAACUAUGCAGAGCACCACUGCAGCCCCAGACAUCCAAGUGACUACUAUGGGGACCACGACUGAAAGUCCAAGCGUUCACGUGACCGAGGCGGUCGGAGGGGGACCUGACAACUCCGCAGAGCACCACUGAAAGUCCAAGCCUGCGGGUGACCGAAGCAGUCAGCGGUGAAAUGGCUACCAUGGAAAGCACUACUGAACGCCCGAGCGUCCAGACGACCAAGACGGUCAGCGUCGAAAAGACCACCACGCAGAGCAUCACUGAAAGUCCAAGCACGCAGGUGACCGAAGCAGUCAGCGGUGAAAUGGCUACCAUGGAAAGCACUACUGAACGCCCGAGUGUCCAAAUGACUAAGACGGUCAGCGUCGAGAAGACCACCACGCAGAGCACCACUGAAAGUCCAAGCGUGCAGGUGACCGAAGCAGUCAGCGGUGAAAUGACUACCAUGGAAAGCACUACUGCACGCCCGAGCGUUCAGACCCCCACGCAGAGCGCCACUGAACGUCCAAGUGCGCAGGUAACCAAGUCGGUCAACGACGAGGUGAGCACUAUGACGAUCACCACGAAACGCCCUAGCGUCCAGGUGACAAAGGCAGUCAGUGGCGAGGUGACCACCAUGACGAGUACAACUGAAGACUCAGGCAUCAUCGUCGACGUCGUCGUGGUGACCAGCUCGAAGCCAGCGACGCCCACUACCCCACCUCCGGAUAAUCUUGCCGCUAUUGUGGAAGGAGCCGUCGUGGUUCCACAGGGCAGCCCAGUCGUGGAAGGCGGAGCCAGCGUUGUCAUUGAAGUGGUUCCUAUCGUAAAUGCUAACGCUACUGCUGGGCAAGGCAGCGUGGCUAUUGACACGCACUCUACCUUUAAACCAAGCUCAGAGAAAGGCAGAAAGCCGAAAAGAGCACGUACUCGCCUCAAGAAGCAGUUUACAAACACCUACAUGCGCCCUUACGUUGUCAAGCACUGCGGUAUACCCCAUGAACGAAUGCGGCGAAUUGUAGGAGGCAAAGUCACGACGCUUGAGCGUUAUCCAUGGACGGUCGGCAUUUGGAUGAAGUACGGAGAACGGCCAUACUGCGGUGGAGUCAUCGUAUCCUGGCUCUUCGUCUUAACGGCCGGCCACUGCACACGCAACAAGGUGGCACACGACCUCCGCGUUAGCUUCGGGUUGAGCGAGAUCGAUCCCGACCGCGUGUUGACUGAACAGCAAGACCACCUGGUCAACGUGGCGGCCAUCCACCAGAACCCGCUGUUCAAAGACAUCGUCCACGGCGACGACAUAUCUAUACUGAAAAUGAGCAAGCCGUUGCAGAUUGGCGGCUACCCAGUUACGCCCAUUUGCAUACCGGAAGCCACAAGCACAAAUAUCACGACAAAUGACAUCGUUGGUACUGACGGUGUCGUCGCCGGCUGGGGACGAACCAAAUACGGUGGUGAGAGCAGUAAGCAGCUUCGGGAAGUAUGGUUGCCUAUUGUGUCCAACAACGCAUGUUCGGAAAUAUUCAAGGACAUACUUAAGAUUCGGGACGAGAUGAUCUGCGCUGGUGACAUCAAUGGCACAAAGGACGCCUGUCAGGGUGACUCCGGAGGCGCGCUCAUGUGGCGGUCCAAGGCUGAUGAUCGCUGGUACACGUUGGGCGUCGUGUCGUUCGGCGUGAAAUGUGCCGAGCCCGGAUACUAUGGUACUUACACUCGCGUGCAGAGCUACUUGAACUGGAUCUGCGAAGUCACUGACGGCCUGCUCUGCUUCGGCUCGUCCUCCUACAAGCCCGUGAUUUUGCCAUCGAAGAGCAUGAGAGAGAAAAAGGACGACUCCACGUCUCCGUGAACGUCAUCAGCUCGCUUUAGUCUACAAACAGUUCUGCGAGAAAAUAUAGCACGAAACUGCGGGGACAAAAAAAAAGUUAUGCAAUAGAAAGGAAAGCAAUCGCAGACGUCGCCCGUGGCUGCACGUAAAGUCACGGCCCAGAGAGACUGCAACGUGUGUGCAAAACUGGCUGUUACGCAACUGGAUGGGAUACCUGUGCCAUGCGCAAGCGGGAUGAUUCUUUAUAGAUAUGAACCUGCCUGUCCAGUAACAGAGUUCGUGGCUCCGGGCACACCAGCCAUGGCGUGGUCAAUCGCUGCAACGGUAAUAACGAGCCUCGCGCUUCGGUCGCUAGUGCGAGCGCUUAUACAAAGCUUCUUACACCAUGUCUGUGGUUACGAAACACACGGCCUGGCGCGAAUGAAUGACGAUUGUCAGAGGCGCUGGCUACCGAACAAAGUCAAUGCCUUGUCUCGUGAGAGGAAGAGCAAAAGUUGCCAUGUAAAAAAUACAACCUUGUUACAAGGGACUUCUUAAAGACACUUACAGAUAACCAGCUUGCUUACGAAAAAUAAUCGAAAUGCUAUGCUUAAAAAACGAAAGAGAAUAGACUGAUACCAUUUGUAACAGUGAAUAUAAAACAGUCAUUUUGGAGCGAGUCGUAACUGGAUGUUCUUUGAACAACAUGUGAUAUGAUUAAUAAAUGUUUUAUCGUUUUCAAA
This is a messenger RNA of Dermacentor silvarum, 3602 nucleotides long. Its product is annotated as venom protease. The transcript is spliced from 6 exons. Gene Ontology annotation, molecular function: serine-type endopeptidase activity. NCBI's taxonomy places the organism in Eukaryota, Metazoa, Arthropoda, Arachnida, Ixodida, Ixodidae. The coding region runs from base 1246 to 2901 and encodes 551 amino acids. The record is from RefSeq and is a predicted model, not a curated record. Gene Ontology annotation, biological process: proteolysis.